AUGCCAAAGAUGGAGGCUCCGAAACAGGCUGACACCUCCUCCCCAUCUUCCUCCAAACGAGCAAACACCGGCAAGAGGACCAUCAAUCCCGCGGACUCGAGGCAAGAUGGCGAUGACCCCAUUGAUCCAACGCACUUGGACCCCGAAGAGAAGGCCUGGUCAACAACAAACUUCCUCAAGCAAACAAAGAAGGAAGAACCCACGAAUCCUGCAGAUCUCGACCCAGAAGAGAAAGCCUGGUCGACGACGAGAUACGAGGGCCCGACAACCACAACAAGCUCCUCCACUGUGCCACGGAUAUCGAAAGCCACGGACGAUCAAGACGAAGACGAGGACGACGAAGACGACGACGAAGAUGAUGAAGAAGAAGACGAUGAAGAUCCCGCAUCCGCCCUCCCUCCCCCGCGUCCGGCAUCCUUCGCCCCCUUCUACACCCUCAUCGUCGACCCGCAGACCAAACUCCACGCCCACCCCACCGUGCACUACAUUUUCGCCGACGACGACCCGGAGCUCCUCACGGACGCCCUCCUGCGCAGUGCGGAUUCCACGGCCGCCGGGAACGCCACGGGGGGACCCCCAGAGAGGAAAGCCCCGACGGGAGGAGAAGGAGACUCCGUCGUCGACGAGAGGACGGUGAUCAUCGACCUCGCGGCCGACGGGCGGAGCGUCCUCUCCGCGACGUCGCUGGCGCCGGAGUGGCAGGGCGUCACGACGGGGAUAUCGGCCGCGCCGAGCUGGCAAGGCGGUCACAACAACAGCAACAACAACGACCACGGUGGCGGCGGCGGCGCUGGUGAUGGUGGCGAAGGCGGGACGGGGAAGGAUCUGAUGUUGAGAAUCAGUGGGGUGGAAAGUCGCGACAGGGGUGGACCGAAGAAGAAUGAGUCGAGGGAUUUGGAGGCUUUGAUGAGGAAUUUCGAGAGUCGGCUGGGGGAGUUGGAUGGUGUUUUGGGUGGUGGUGGGGAGUUUCCCGAAGGAGAAUUGGAGGGUGAUGGUAAUGACGGCGGUGGUGGUGCAGUCGAGACAAAGCAUCAGCAGCAACAGCAGCAGCAGCAGGAGGAGGGAGAGGACGAGGAAGAGGACGAGAAUGAAGAUUGA
Messenger RNA from Dissoconium aciculare CBS 342.82, 1098 nucleotides. RefSeq lists its product as uncharacterized. Bases 1 to 1098 code for a protein of 365 amino acids. Lineage: Eukaryota; Fungi; Ascomycota; Dothideomycetes; Mycosphaerellales; Dissoconiaceae. The transcript has a single exon. The record is from RefSeq and is a predicted model, not a curated record.